Molecule: messenger RNA, 2499 nt
Organism: Planococcus citri (citrus mealybug)
Lineage: Eukaryota; Metazoa; Arthropoda; Insecta; Hemiptera; Pseudococcidae
Gene: Inos
Product: Inositol-3-phosphate synthase
Exons: 8
Coding region: 442-2223 (593 amino acids)
Biological process (GO): inositol biosynthetic process; phospholipid biosynthetic process
Cellular component (GO): cytoplasm
Molecular function (GO): inositol-3-phosphate synthase activity
Source: RefSeq, a predicted model, not a curated record
UCACACGUCAUCGAAUUUAUAGCUGUAAAAACGUGGUUAGGGUCGUGGUCUAUGCGAAGUAAGAAUGCACUCGUAAAUCUGGUAGACGCGAUCGUGAUAUUCAUUAGCACUUGGUUCGUUGUCGGUGGUCAGUCGUUCUGUUCUCUAUUCGUUGGCCUUUUUCUUUGCGAGCGACGUUUUCGCCGCAGAAAUUUAUACUCGUACUCGUAUUAGCCAAGUACAUAUCUACCUAUCUUUGGAAUAUCGCGAUCGCGCUCCUGCUUUUCUAUCGUCCGAUUGAUUGAUUUUUUAACGCGCAUACACGUGCUACCUAGACCUACCGUACCGGUCUUUUUCCUUGUGCUGUGCAGUGUGCAGAAUCCACCGGAUCUUACAUCCACGACGUGUCGUUUUUUACGCGCCUAUUUUAAAAUUUUCAUUCUCCGACUACUGUCGCUGUAAAUGGCGUCAACGCUUAAAGUCGUCAGUCCGAAUGUCGAAUACACGGACGGGUACAUCGUUUCCAAUUACAAGUAUUUCAUCACGGAUGUUAAAAAAGAAAAUGACCAACUACUAGUAAUUCCCAGAGAAAUUGCGCUAACGAUUAAAACCGAAAUCAAAGUACCGAAGCUUGGUGUGAUGAUGGUCGGAUGGGGUGGUAAUAAUGGUACCACCGUCACCGCUGCCCUACUAGCCAACAAACUGAAUUUAUCGUGGCCGACGAAAACUGGACUCAAAACUGCCAACUGGUUCGGAUCUAUCACGCAAUGUUCGACCAUUAAGCUAGGUAUGGAUGAGCAAGGUAAAGAUUUCUAUUUCCCGCUAUCAUCCCUGUUUCCCAUGGUGAAUCCUAACGACAUAAUCGUCGACGGCUGGGACAUAUCGUCUGCUGAUUUGGCCACUGCUAUGCAACGUGCUGCAGUUUUGGACUAUAAUUUACAGCAACAAUUAAUCCCGCUGAUGAAAGAUAUGAAACCGAAACCUUCUAUUUAUUGGCCAGAUUUUAUCGCAGCCAAUCAGGCCGAAAGAGCGGACAACGUCAUCAAAACGUCGAGUAAGAAAGAAGCUCUGGAAAUUCUGCGAAAAGAUAUGCGCGAUUUCAAAGCAAAACAUAAUCUGGACAAAGUGGUCAUCAUGUGGACCGCCAAUACCGAAAGAUUCAGCGAAAUUCACGUCGGUAAAAACGACACCGCCGAAAACUUGCUGAAAGCCAUCGAUGAAAACUUCGCAGAAAUUUCGCCAUCCACCUUGUUCGCAGUUGCCUCGAUCUUGGAAAAUUGCAUUUACGUCAACGGAUCGCCGCAAAAUACCUUCGUACCGGGAUGCAUUGAACUGGCAGAAAAACACAAAGCGUUCAUCGCAGGCGAUGAUUUUAAAUCCGGACAAACGAAAUUGAAAUCAGUGCUCGUUGAUUUUCUAGUAUCGGCCGGAAUUAAACCAGUUUCCAUAGUCAGUUAUAAUCAUUUGGGCAAUAACGAUGGCAGAAAUUUGUCUGCUCCGCAACAAUUUAAAUCCAAAGAGAUCUCAAAAAGCAAUGUAGUCGAUGAUAUGGUCGCUUCAAAUUCAAUACUGUACCAGCCAAACGAGAAACCCGACCACUGCGUAGUCAUUAAAUACGUUCCUUACGUCCGCGAUUCCAAAAGAGCUCUAGACGAAUACAUUUCGGAAAUCUGUUUGGGAGGAAAUAAUACAAUUUGCAUUCAUAAUACUUGCGAAGAUUCUUUAUUAGCUUCGCCGAUAAUCUUGGAUCUGGUCAUACUGGCUGAAAUAUGUACGCGAAUUCAAUUUUUCACCCCUGAUCAAAAAGAUCCAGUCCAAUUGAACGUUGUGCUUUCGUUUUUAUCGUACUUACUGAAAGCUCCGCUGGUGCCAAAAGGCGCGCCGAUAGUGAAUUCGCUUUUUAAGCAGAGGGCGUGCAUCGAUAAUAUUUUGAAAGCGUGCUUGGGACUGCCACCCGAUAACAACAUGACGUUGGAGCACAAACUACCUAAAGAACUGUUCCAUGGGAAUGCCACUGCGGCCACGUCUGACAAGCAGACUCAAAAUACGAAUAAUCUCCCAUCAGUACCAGCACCAGCACCAACUCCAGCACCAGCGCCAGCAUCAGCGCCAGUAUCAGCGCCAGCAUCAGCGCCAGCCCCACCAGCAGCAGUGGAGAAUCAGUUGCAGCAGCAGCCGAGUAUCGAAGCUGUUCAAGCCGAUUCGUCUGCUAAAAUUGUUGAACCGGUUCUGGUAUCAAAUUAAAAUUCGUAAUCACCAAAGAAACUCGGUGUUAUUUCAUCAUCAAGUAGGACGGAUGCGGCACGGAGGCUUUUUUUCGCUCUUCCCAUUUUUUUAAUUUUCAUUUUUCAUCUUUUGCCAGGGUAAAUUACGUCUUUUAUUUCGCAGGUAACUACUCGUGUAUACCUCGUAGUCCUCGUACAUUUAUAUUACUUUUUGUCGACCACCUGUGAGCGGAGCUUAUUUGUAACAGAAAUUUUGACAAAUGUACGUUACUACAAAUAUAAUGCGUUAUCAAAA